Messenger RNA from Pseudoliparis swirei, 1478 nucleotides. RefSeq names its product phosphorylated adaptor for RNA export (gene phax). The record is from RefSeq and is a predicted model, not a curated record. Gene Ontology annotation, biological process: snRNA export from nucleus. Gene Ontology annotation, cellular component: nucleus. NCBI's taxonomy places the organism in Eukaryota, Metazoa, Chordata, Actinopteri, Perciformes, Liparidae. The transcript has 2 exons. The coding region runs from base 135 to 1268 and encodes 377 amino acids.
UUAUUUUGAAAGGAUGUGAGGCGGAAGUGGCGCUUUAGUUUAGCGGGAAUUUCCUUCAGAAGGUCUCCAGGUUGCCCAUCUCGUCAUACCCGUUCAAACCGAUGCAUUGAACCAGCCACAGCGGCGGGGAUCCAAUGGAAGGGGAUCUGGAAGACGGGGAGAUCUCCGGCUCGGACACGGAGAUGGGUGCCGCUCGACCCCAGGUUCCCCCGGCUUCCAGCGGCCAGUCCUUCCACGGCCGAGCCGCCGCCUACCGCAGCACCGGCCGGACGGUGGAGUCCAGCGACAGCGACGCGGACUCGUCGGACGAGGAGGCGACCCUGUGGCGCCGCAAGCGGCACAAAGUCUCCCAGCGGCCGGAGCCGAGCCGCCUGCCCGCCCCCGACGCGCCUGGAGGCCGCAAGGUGAACAACAUCUGGGGCUCCGUGGUCCAGGAGCAGAGCCAGGACGCCGUGGCUGCAGAGCUGGGCUUCUUCGGCAUGGAAGGGGAAGUGAGCAUGUCCAGCAGAAAUGUCGAGACUUAUAACUUUGUGCUGGCCCGGAAGAUCAUGGAGAAGGAGAGAGAGCUGGAGAGGCGGGCGAACGAUGGCGGCAGCGAGGUGAGCAUGCUGGACGCCCAGCUGGAGGACUACAUGAAGGAGCGCGAGGACAGGGACGCCAAGAGGAAGAGGCCGGCCAAAGAGAGACUGGGCCCCAGGGCGGAGAUGGACACCGAGGGCCGGUACGAGGUCACAGAGGACGACCCCGAGGCCAAGGUGACGGAGGAGAUCGCUCACAGGCUGCGAGAGCCCAAGAAAGACCUGAUCCAGCGCAUCGUCGCAGUCAUCGGGAAUAAAAAAGCCAUCGAGCUGCUGGGAGAGACGGCCACGCUGGAGGAGGCCGGCGGCGUGCACACCGUGGACGGCAGCAGGCGAAGGACGCCCGGCGGCGUGUACAUCAACCUGCUGAAGAACACGCCCAGCAUCAGCAGGGCCCAGGUCCGCAAGAUCUUCUCGGAGGAGCAGCAGAGGGAGUGCAGGAGCAAGAAGGCGGCCCAGAAGAGGAGGCGGCACGCCGUGGCCCAGAAGAUGAAGCGGGCCGUCGGCACGCCCGACCUGCAGGAGCACGACGACGUCUCCAGGGAGACCUUCGCCGGCGACACCCACGACGCCUUGGAGUCGCUGGAGGAGGCCGCGGACGACGAAGAGGAGGGUGGCGAGGAAGCGGCCGCGGGCAUCGAGGAGACGGCGUCCGUGGUCUACAGCGCCGCCGACCUGGAGGUGUUCUGAGGGGCGGGGAUGAAGCAUGGAGGACCUCCUCCGGGCCGUCUGUGUGUCCUCACGGCUGACCGGAGCAGAGCGUUGGUCCUGAAGGUCUGAGGAGGAGGAGCCGGUCCGUGAGGAAGAGGCUUUGAUCUCAUCGUCAUGGUCACAAGUUGUUAAGCAUGUGGGAUCACUGAGGCUCCUGGGACACAAAUAAAGAGACGACCUGAACCUCAA